UACCCUCCGCUGUACGGCGUAGUUUUAUCCUGGGGGAAGAAAAAAAACAAACAUUCUGCUGUAGCAAGACAUUUGUCCGCCAGAGUUCAUGCCAGAUCUGCAGCGCUUCAGUUUUAAAUACCAUAGCAUGAAUCCUUUGUUGGGGGCCAGCACGCAUCACCAGCAGCUCCCCCAGCAGAGCCAGGCCCCGGGACACCCGGACUCCCCCUCCGUCCUCCUUCCCGAAGCCGCGUUUGGCGCACCGGACCCGGCGUCCCUUCUGCUGGCUGUUCAGGCCGCCCCGGGGCCCGAUCAGCCGGGACAAACGCAGAGCUCCCCUUACCUCCACCACACCCACAGCAGCCCCUACCUGCACCGCGCAGUGCCGCCGCAGCAACAGCAGCAGCAGCAGCAACAGCAGCAGCAGCAGCCGCACCCCCCUGCAGCCAUGGCCCUCAGGAACGACCUGGGCUCCAACAUCAGCGUACUCAAGACCCUCAACCUGAGGUUCCGAUGCUUUCUGGCCAAAGUGCAUGAGUUGGAGCGCAGGAAUAAGAUACUGGAGAAGCAACUGCAGCAGGCGCUGGAUGCCAACAAGGGCUGCCAGGGUGGAUGCUGCGAGAACAAGAUGCACACCCAGGAAGCAGGGGUGCAGACUGGGUUUGUGGGGACCAUCCCGCUCAGGCCGGGGUCGCUUCCCUUCCACAACACCAACAACUCGGCUAGGAGGCCCACAAGCCUCUUCCCACCAUCACUCACAACUUUCCCACCAGCAGGCACCGAGAACGCCAGCUGCAAUCCGACGAUCACCAUCAGCCAGUCCUCCCCCUGUGUGGAAUCCCCGGGGCUGAACAAAGCAACCCAAAACGGCUCCACCAUCCCUCCUCCACGCUUCCUCCCAGGGACCAUCUGGUCUUACAACCACACCCGUAAGUUUGGCCCCGGGGCGGAGCGCCUCCCCAGCCCCGGGGUGUCCUGGAUGCACCCGGAUGGAGUCGGGGUCCAGAUCGACACCAUAACCCCGGAGAUCAGAGCCCUGUACAACGUCCUGGCCAAGGUGAAGAGGGAGAGAGACGAGUACAAGCGCAGAUGGGAGGAGGAAUACACGAUGAGGAUGGACCUGCAGCAGAAGAUUGCAGAUCUUCAAGAGGACCUGCAGGAGAGCGAAGGUUGUCAGGACGAGCUGGCUCUCCGAGUGCAGCAGCUGAAGGCAGAGCUGGUUCUCUUCAAAGGCCUCAUGAGCAAUAAUUUGUCUGACUUGGACACGAAGAUCCAGGAGAAAGCCAUGAAAGUUGACAUGGACAUCUGCAGGCGAAUCGACAUCACUGCUCGUCUGUGCGAUGUCGCGCAGCAGCGGAACUGCGAAGAUGUGAUCCAGAUGUAUCAGGUUCCAAACAACCAAUCAUCACUGAGUAUUCGGCGUAAACCAACCCCGCUUUCCUUUAACGGGAGCGAGUGUGACGAAGCUGUCAGCACCUCUGAAAGCGACGUGGGCGUGGCUAAAGAAGAGGAGCACUUUGGCUCGUCAGCCAAUCAGAUCAACGAGGAGAUGCAGAGGAUGCUGACUCAGCUACGUGAGUGUGAGUUUGAGGAUGACUGCGAUAGUCUGGCCUGGGAGGAGACUGAAGAGACACUGCUUCUUUGGGAGGAUUUCCCAGGAUGCACUCUGCCUCCGGAUCCAACCCACCCACCAGGAGAGGAGGAGGACUCUCUGGAAAAGGUGAUUAAUGACACAGAAUGUCUGUUCAAGUCCCGCGAGAAGGAAUACCAAGAGACAAUUGACCAGAUUGAGCUGGAGCUGGCCACAGCCAAGAGCGACAUGAACCGGCAUCUGCACGAGUACAUGGAGAUGUGCUCGAUGAAGAGAGGCCUGGAUGUUCAGAUGGAGACCUGCAGGAGACUCAUCACUCAGAGUGGAGACAGUAGCCCUGCCGUACCGUCAGAAGAGAGUGACCAGAGAGAUACCGACCGGUCUUCAUCGUCCCCGCCCUCUUCGUCGAGCAACGGGAGAUCUUGACACUUCGUCGCUCGGCCGUCAGAAGAUGCUGCGUUCAUGUUACCUCUGCUGCGAACAGCGACAGUACCACACUGUAUACACGCGAAACCAUGGCGAGAGCGUGUCUACGUUUCAGCAUACUCAUUCAACAGAUCAUGCAAUUAAUUGAUGACGUGUUGAGCGUUAAUAUCAGUCUGAGGGAACACUGAACAAGCAGACCCUGCGAUCGAUCUCAGAGUUCAAGAGAGUUAAGACCCUAAUCUGUAAGAAAAAACAAGCUGCUGUUAAUCCUCGUGAUGCAGGGAGGCAACAGAAAACUAUAAAAAAAUAAAUACAUUUCCAAAUCAUUAUUGAGAUAGAUGAGCAAAUUUAAGGUAAUCUGUUACCCUCAGUAAAGUCUCUACAAAGACUGCAAGGUUUACUCAUCUUCUAUUUACAGUCUUUUUCCCCAUAAAUAUCCAGCUAGAAAUAAAUUGUUAAAGUUAUCUUUUUUUUUAUUAAACCAUCAGGUAGUUUCUAAUCAAAGUUUAAAAUCCAACAGGAUUUCCUGUUGCGGAAUUUAUAUGCCUUACAGACAUCCCUGUGAAGUAAUAUCAUAAGGUAACUUUGCCAAAUCACAGACAUAGAUAAACAUUCUACUAUUUCUUAUUAUCUAGUAUCAAAACAUUGUUUGAAUUUGGGCUGGACAUAACACAGAACUUCAAACAUGUCUCGCCUGUUUAGUGUGCAGUGACUCGGAAAGAAGUCAAAGACAUGUUUGUCCACUCCCAUUAUUUAUAGGCCGUGAAUCAUGUCAUUUCCCCUCCCACCUCUCAGGCUAGAAAUGGCUCCCUUCAGCUGGACAGCUGCAAAGAAUUAACUCGCAACCUCGCUGUAAGUUGCAUGUUAAUAUUCUUGGAGUCAGGCUCUAGAGGAGCAAGCCACAUGUUGCUUUCAGAGAACUUUAUGCAAGCCUUACUACUGAGUGCUACAUUUAAAAACAACAGACAAGCAACAUAAUCACUGACAACCUACCGAAUCAUUUAAAAAAAAAAACAUGAAUGCAAUAAAGACUGAAUAAUGAUGUUCUCCAGAGGAUAACCUUUAGAAGCUAGCUUAUGGGCUGCAGAGUAGCUAUGUCGAUGUAAACAAAACAAAAAAAGAAUUGCUUUGUGUCAGAAAAACUAAAUGUUACUGGAAGUAAAAAUUUUUUUUUACUUCCAGUUACUUCCAGUUUUAAUGGGAGUUCUGUGUAGUUGAUAUUAGCAAUCAAAAGCUGACUGAGUAAUCUCAAUUUAGAGAAACUAAAAUAAAUCUUGACCAGAAAAUCAUGCUAACAGCUCUCAGAACCAGUCUUUUGAUUUUCUGAGGUCGUUCAGAGUUACCCACUGUUGAUGAGAAAUUGACUGUUCAAAUAACCCUCCACAGAACACGACUUUAAAUGAUCUAAAUGGCUCAUUUAAGCUCCAGGUUGUGUUAAAGUGGCAGAAAGCUACUUUUAAACCAUCCACACUCAUUAUCCAUUAGCUUGAGUCUUUGGUUUGAAAUAAUCUUUCAAUUCUUCAAACUCUGCAAGAACUUAUUCACUAAGGUAUUUACUACACAAAACUGCUCCACAGAUCCUCACCUUAAGCAAUUCAAGCUAUUGCUUUACAUUCAGAGGUAUUUUAACAUGUCAAAAAUCUGCUUUGGACCUGGACUGACCGGCUUUUACCUCUCCGAUCAGAACUAAUCUUUAUUUCUCCAAACUGAAGCAAUUUAGACCUGUUCAGUGCAAUUAAGAUAUUCCCUGAAACAAAUUACGAAUGCAAGACAUGUAACAUAAUGAAGAUCUUUUAAAUAUCAGGAGAGAGUAAAGCUUCCUUUUAAACAUGUUAGGAUGGGUUUAAAACAUGUUAAUUAAAUUUUUUUGUUCAAAAUCCUUCUCAGGUUAUGAUAAUUUAACCUCUUCAGUUCUGUCUAUGUUGAGCUUCUUGUUUUUAGGGCCCUGUCAUUUUUAUGCAAAUAAUCUUUAUUUGGCCAUGCCCCUCUAACUCUGUGUUUAAACUCGCACUUUGGCAAUGUGGCUGGGACACUGCCGUCUAAAAAAAAAAAAAAUGAAGCCACGCGGCUCUGUUCUCUAUUGCAGCCAACAACAAAACAUUUGUCUUUUCCAGCAGCCAUUUUCCAGCUCAUACUGGUACAAAAAGCCCCUCAAACGGGCCCCUCUUCUACUGAAGAAGUGGGCGGAGCUCCACUUGGGUUGCUAGGUGAGGGGCAGUGCCUGCUGAUUGUGAUGUAACAAUCGGGAGGUUUUUGAAACGGCUUGUUUUCCAGACACCAACAGAACAUUUAUUUAUUUAUUUGUUUAUUUGAUAGGGACAAGUAUGUUUCAUGAAUCAUGUCACUCACUACAACAUUUUAGCUAAGGCUAAUUCUCAAUUCCUGUCCCCAGUUAGGAUUUUACACAAAACACAGUGACUGUACACAAGGCACAACAGAACAAAUUACACACUAAAACAUCACAGAUACAAGAUCAGGUCAGUUAAAUUAUUAAUGUUCACAUAUCUGACCUUUCAAUAAAAAGUCUUUAAGUUUAUAUUUAAAAAGGACCCAGUUUGACUCUCCUUUCAGUUCUUAAUUAUUCCUUACCAAAAAAAAGGCUGGAUUUUGUUAAUUGUUUUUUUUUUUUUAGUGCUUGGAUUGUUUCUAGAAACAGUAGCAACCCAAACGGAAGUACAGAAGGGAAGUCUGCAUUAUAGCUCCUCUUUAAAUAUGCUGGCUUGUGGGCCUGAGAGUAAAUUUGCUUGAACAAAAUUAAAGCCCUGUUUUAUCUAAUACAAUUAUUUUCAAGACAAGGAUCAAAUUUCUUUUUUUUUAAAAAAGGGGGGGAGGUGAGGGUCUGUGGAGUCAUGGAGCAAAUCUGCCUUGGACUUUGGGUCGCUCUGAUUAUCUGUUAGCUUGAUAACUGUUGAAAGCUCAGCUGUUUCUCCAAGUUAGGGUGUUUAGAGGGUUGAAGGCUACUGGCUGCUUUUAAUUUCUCCCCAGAACCCCACUUUGAAUAAUCUGAACUAUCCUUUUUAAACAUGGAGUUGAUCUAAGGUAACAUAAAUCUUCUUUUUCAAAAGAUUGGUGAGUAAAGCUGAGUAAGGCUAAAAGCUUUACUCAUCAAUGGAAACUAAUCUUUGAGUUUUGUUGUUUGGAGAGCUACUAGUAAAAGAUGCUGACAGAUAAUAUUUCCUAAGAAUCUCACUUUAAAUUAUUCAAUUUAUGGUUGGAGUUGUUUUAAAAUGGAAGAAAUCUGCUUUCUCCACCUAGAUGUUAGCUUAUCUCAUUGGUGAAAACUCAUCAUUAUUUAACUCAACUAAAGUAAAUCACUUAACCAAAAGUAAGAUAUUAUUAGCCUACAAGCCCUCUAAAGAACCUCACCUAAAACAAUUCAAAAUAUCAGUUUAAUGUUUGAGUUGGUUUCAGAUCUGUUUUCCUGACUUGCCAGAGAAAACUAAUCUCCAUUUCUCCAGAUUUAGGAUUUAUAAAACUGCAGCUGAUCUAAUGACUUUGAAUAAGAUAUCCUCAGAACUCCACCUAAUUGUUCCAAAGCAGUGCUUUAAGUUAAUCUCAGAGAUAAAAGUCCAAAACAUUAAGCAGCUUCAGCAGCAAGGAAAAUUAAAAUCAACAGCUAGCAUCCACAGACAUGUCUUUAUCCAUCUUUUGUGGGGUGAACAGCAGCACUAAGCACAAGGAUUGUGCCGCGGCAAUCACUGUGGAGAAGAAAAACGAAUAACUUUGAACUGAGCCAUAAAGUAUGUAUACAUUACAUUGAUAAUACUCCUAAAGCUUGCCUGGAGCUGGUGUUGUACCGUACGCUAAGAAUCGCAGACACUUUGAGCUGUUAAUAAUGCAGCUUAAUAUAGCUUAGAGUGAGUAGGUUGUUUAAGCAAAGCUGCAUGAUGGAGCAGAACAUUUGUAAAGACAGCAGCGGAAGUGAAAAUUGUCAUAAACUGACAUAAAUUACUCACUUAGUGCCAAAAUAAAAGUCAAGAUUGUGACUCAAUAGGAAAUAGCUGAGAGAAGAAAAAAAAAAUGAAGCUAUGUUACCAAGGUGCUUGAUGUAUAUAACUAAACCUAUUUUUGAGCCUAAGAAGCGUUUGCACAUAGAAGGGAAGCAAAACUCUAUGAAUCAUACGAAGCAGUCAGCACUAUUGUAAAACAAAUGACACUAGAAAUAAACUUGUUUCCACUUCCUCAACAUAUUUCAGGUGAUAUUAUAACACAUACCUCAUGUUUUAAUUUAUGUUGCCUUUUUGGUACCUUCGAUCACCAAAUGAACACGCUGAUACAGGAUAGCAUCGCUGGUUAUCAUCACUGUCAGGGGAGAGUAAACCCUACAUCACUGCUGUACAAUACUAUCAAAUACUCCUUCUACUUUCAUUCAGUCUAGUUAAACCAGGUGAAACGUUGUGAUUCUCACUCCGGUACGGUCGAUAAACGACGACAGCUUUUCAGCUUUUGCAUGUGAGGCUCUUUGGAUCAGCUGCUUGAGUGUUUUUCUGCCGUUUGAAUCCAGAAAGAAAGAUAAUCAGAUCAAAUGUGAGCCACGUGAGCCCUAAAAUGCCAUUUCUUCUUACUUUCAGACACCGAGUGAGUCUCUACUGUAUGCAUGUGUCAGUGUGUCUGCUUUUUGACUCUUUUCAGUGGGUGUUUUUUUAAAACGACUUUUACUGGCGCAGGUGCACAGCGUUGUAGAAAAGGAAACAGAAUAACUGAAAGGUGACAUUUUAGACUAAACGCUCUUUAGUCUGUGGUCACCCAGGAAAUUCAAAAAUCAAAUGAUUGCUUUUUUCCAUUAGUAGACUUCCUUUAUAAGUGUAUGUGUUGGCCAAGUAAAGUCUAUUUAAAAACCACUCAACUUCAGGAAAAUUAACCCGAGAAAUACCAACGCUUUUGCAAAACCACUGUACAAUGGCUUUGAAUGGAUAGGAAAAUAUAGCUUUGAAUAUUUAGAUGAGCUCAAAGAAGAGCGUCCACAGCCACAUGCCUGAAACGAGAGUUAAAAUAAACUCUGAAUUAGAAUCAAUAAAAUCUUUGGCAGAUAAAGACAUACAAGUGUGUUUAUUGAAGAGAAAACCCUUACCCCAAGAGUUUUAAUACAAAUUUGUGUCAUGUAAAAUUUGGAAACUAAUCCUGUGGACCUAUCAAGAACUUUGAGUGUUUGACUUUGCGUCAAAACCAAUUUUUUUUUUUUUGGCUUUAAAGCUUUACUGCGGAGCUAAAGUAUGUAAUGUGUAAAUAGAGACUGAAUGAAUAAAAGAUGCAACUGAUGAACAAA
Messenger RNA from Fundulus heteroclitus (mummichog), 7262 nucleotides. It is a transcript of the gene iffo1b, whose product is annotated as intermediate filament family orphan 1b. The record is from RefSeq and is a predicted model, not a curated record. The transcript is spliced from 9 exons. Bases 89 to 1996 code for a protein of 635 amino acids. Lineage: Eukaryota; Metazoa; Chordata; Actinopteri; Cyprinodontiformes; Fundulidae.